This is a messenger RNA of Anopheles bellator, 3126 nucleotides long. Its product is annotated as protein javelin. The transcript is spliced from 4 exons. The coding region runs from base 1 to 2481 and encodes 826 amino acids. The record is from RefSeq and is a predicted model, not a curated record. NCBI's taxonomy places the organism in Eukaryota, Metazoa, Arthropoda, Insecta, Diptera, Culicidae.
AUGCCCCGACCGCAGGUGAUCCAGAUCGUCGACUCCAAGCACCAGCAGCAGCACCAGCAGCAGCUGGCCAGCAACGGUGCGGACACGGUGCGCAAGACCUCCAAGAACGGCCAACAGACACAGCGCGAGUUCCUGCACAAGGUGGACUCGGUGCGGAACUACUGGUCCAAGAUGCUGGACGAAGUCGACCAGCAGCAGCUGGACGAACCCGACACAAAAAACGACCUCCGGCAGCAGGAGGCCCAGGAGCUAUCGGGGUCAAAAAACGGUAAUGCCGAGCGGAAGGCCAGCAUCGGCUCGGCAACAUCGGAAGCAUCGGACAGCUCGAAGCACACCACCUCGACGAAGGCGGCCUCCUCGAGCGAGGGCAACAUCGUCCGGCCGGCGGCGGUGACGUCGUCCCGCAACAAGUACCCCACGUACCAGCUGCUGGACGACGAGGACGGCGAGGACGAUCUGCACUGUCAGAGCUUCAGCCCGACGGUGGAGAUCAUCGAGCUCGACGGCCACAAGCAGGCGGCGCUGGUGAAGCCGAAGAACGCCAAGGACCUCGACUUCGACCACGUGCGCUACAAGGUGAUGAAGUCGGAGAUGUUUCAAAAAAACUUGCUGGUAAACCAUCGGAAGGCGGCUCAGUUCGAUGGCCUGAUGCAGUACCUCCAGGACUACAGCUUCCAGGAGCUGCUCGCCCACAACAACGUGGUCAUCAUUGAGCCGGUUCGGACGAAGAUCGAGAAGAUUUCGGACCGGACGGGAGGCGGCGUUGGCGGCGCCGGGCGAUCGGAGCUACCGGCCGGUAUGUGCCGGAUCACGAACGGAGCGUUGCAGGCGGCCAGUGUUGCCGCCGCAGGCAAGCGCCUCCAGCAUACGGUUGGCGGGGCGUCGGUGGGCCUGAAGAAGCACUUCUUCUACCAUCCGAUCCGCGUCAACAAGGAGCUGCUGGACGAGGAGCUACCGAGCCCGGACACGGUGCGCAACGUGCGCAAGCUGUUCGAGGGCACGCUCCGGUUGGGGACCGCCGCCAAGCAGGCCUACGAGGAAGCCAAGGCCAACGGUACCGCAGCAGUAGGCAUCCGCAAGUGGGACUCGGCCAGCCUGUCGAGCGGCGUAUCGUCCAGCGGUGACCUCAGCUCCCCGUGUGACUGCGGCGAGGCGGGUGAGCACGGGACACCAGCGGCGGUGACCGACCUGCUGCUGCACGAGUCGCACUACGUCAGCCAGGACGUGCUGGAGAAGAUCCGCGAGUGUGGCUCGACCGUCACGUACUACGGUGGGCGCGUGCUGGACAAGCGCACCGAGCACAUCAGCACGAUGACGCGGGCCAUCAUGCGGGAGAUACGGGGCCAGGACCGCAAGUGUGGUGUCUGUCAGCCGCACAACUGCGUCGACAUCGGCGAUCACGAUCACGAUCCCGAUGACGACGGUGUCAAGUUCAAGCUGGUCAAAUCGAACAGCUGCAGCAGCCGCCUGGAGCUGGCUGGGACGGGCAAAACGCCGCCGGAUUUGUUGCGCCCGAACGGGCGGAUGCGCGGCCGACAUCACAUCCCCGAGGAGAAUGGCAGCGGCGGACCAGGAUCGCCGAUCGAGGAGCCGGAGGAAAGCGUCCGGGAUAUGGUGAGCCGGCUGGAGAGCAGCGGCACGCUGGCACCGCGCUCUAAGCCACGCAUCAUCGAAUCGAAGUGCAUCGAAAAGGGCGAAUCACCGACCGCGGACAUCACGAUCAACAGCCAAACGACGCUGGACGGCGUGGCGGUGGACCAUGGAGACCCGGGAGCAGUAACGCCGGUCACGGUUAACAAUCACAUCAACCAUGUGCAUCACGGAGCACCACCACCACCACCACCACUUGUGAUACCGCCACUGCUGAAGGCUCCCGGCAAGGUGGACCAACCGCCAGCCGUCACGGCCGCCGCCGCCGCCAUCACCUCCAUGGAGCGACCGACGAAGGUGUGCCGGAAUAAGAACGUGGACCUAGCGUUCGCGGCCACCAUGCGCCAGAUAGCGAACCUGAACGGCACCACGAAGUCCGCCGCGUCCGUACGGAAGUCAUCCUCGCUGGUGGCGAUCGGGGCGCCGGAGGACGGCACAUCACCACCGGACAGUGCACCGCAGAGUGCUUCCUCCGUCACCAAGACGGUCACGUUCAACUUCACCAACAACAGUGUGGGGCCCGUGAACGGGAGUGUCGAAAGUGGAGCGCCACAACAGCAGCAGCAGCAGCAACCACUGCCGGUGGUGGACCAGAGCGAAAAUCUGCGGCCGAGCGCCAUCGCCGAGCAGCGGAAGGCGGACGAGCUGACGUCACCGAAGCUGGUCAACUGGAGCACCAUCGGGCGGUUCGACGAGCGCCAGUACUUCGCCAACGACCGCAAGCUGAUCGAGAAGCGCAAGUACGACGACAUGGAGUUCGAGGAGUUCGAGGUGCUGGACCCGAACGCGCCACCCUCGUCGGAGCACUACGACAGCCUCAACAGCAAGUGAGGCCGGCGCGCGCCCACCGAAGUGUAUUGCCGAAAGUAUUUGCCAGUGUCUUUGCCGAGGGCACCACUUCCACUAGCAGCACCGCUACGCCAUUUAGUCAGUACUCCGAGCCGAGUCACCACCUUGUAGGGGCUAAGGGGCGACACCACCUUUCCCCAAUUUCCCGCACACUUGCUUGCUGCAUCUGUCGUAUUUUAACUAUUUAUCGUCUCGGACGAGAGUGCCCUUUUAAACUCGUGCGCAGAACAAACGAUAUCCCCCCCCCUGGGGGGGGGGUCUGGAACUAUGUUUUAACUUUAAUAUUUCAUGUACAUACUGUAUUUUACAAAAAAAAAAUGGGAAGCAUUACUAAUAUUCUGUUGCUUAUCAGCGCACCGCGUCUUGGGCAAAGAAACGACGAGCUAACGUUUUUGGGUGCUUCUGAAAGCAUAGGAGAGAGAGAGUGAGAGAGAAACCUCAGCGAGUGAGUUGUAAUUUAUCUGCUAAACCAAACGGACAGUGAAGAAGUGGAGUAUGGUUGUACUUGGAGAAGGAACACACCAUAGACCCCGAAAAGCCUUCGGUGUCGGGCAUCCUAAAGCCCGCGUAGUGCGACGUAGCGUUUGCGAAACGCUCUACUAGUAAACCGCCAACGUCAAUAACAUG